GAAACCUGCCGAAGCGAUCCGAACUCUCUUAGAAGUGAUUGCAGCGCCUAUCAGAGUACUGGCUUUUUACUCUCUCCAAGAAGGAAAAAAGAAAUUUUCACGAGCUUGAAAUUGAAGUCAGCGAAAAGCAUCCGAUAACUUGGACAAAAUGGUGUCGGCCGAAACGAUUGGAUCGAUAUUUAUCAAAGUCUUUAAGCUGGUACUCAACAUAGUGAUCCUCAUCCUGUACCGUACCGGUUAUGGUGGUGACUUUCUCGGCGUAGGUGGCACUUGGAACUUGAAUGAAGAGAAAAGUCCAGACGCGGAAAUUGUGGCCUCCGGAGUAUUUGUCGGGUACUUCAUCUACACCUCGGUUCAGUUAAUUACGUUCGCCUUCGGAACGACGAAGCUGAAGCGCGAGCUGUCGGAUACGAUAAUGAACGUGGUCGGUACCUUCAUGUGGGUUGCAGUCGGUGGUACCGCUCUUCACUACUGGCAUGGUUACCUGGCGGAGUACGAUUUUCGACACAUCUCUUCGGAGCGAACGGCCGGUCUUGCUCUAGGUUCACUGUGCGUCGUAUCCGGUGCCCUUUACCUGGCCGAUUCGGUGCUGGCGUUCAUUCACUACGCGAAACACGAGAACAGCAAAUACUAAUUGAAGGAUGAAAUGGGUGACUUCUUCAACUUUAUUUUCCGCUAGAUUUUAAGCCUGAAUUAUUGCCGUCUAUUAUGAUUUUGCCCAGAAAUAUUAUAACCCGUAGCGCGUAGGUAGAU
Messenger RNA from Topomyia yanbarensis, 753 nucleotides. It is a transcript of the gene Ssk, whose product is annotated as protein snakeskin. Lineage: Eukaryota; Metazoa; Arthropoda; Insecta; Diptera; Culicidae. Bases 149 to 634 code for a protein of 161 amino acids. The transcript is spliced from 4 exons. The record is from RefSeq and is a predicted model, not a curated record. Gene Ontology annotation, biological process: septate junction assembly.